UGUAAAGAGAUUAAAUCUCUUUAAAUAAUCUCCUUGAAAUUGCCGCUGGCUGUAACGCAAUAAUUGUUUUGUUUUUUUUUUCAAGUGUCAAAGUUGACAUCUGACACUUGAUUAUUUUAAGUUACGUAGACUAAUUUGUAUUUUAUAAUAAUAUUUCUAACUGGCUUAAAAAUAAGCAUAAAUGUCGUUUCUUUGAUUACAGAGCAACACAUAAUCUUAUUAUAUUAGCCAAAAUCCAUAUAAAUCUUAUAAAACGACAUAUUUAUAUACAAAAGUCGCUUAGAAAUGGAGAAAUUACGAUUUGAAUUUACAUUACUGCCAUCAGAAGACCGAAAAUCAAAUAUUUUGUGCAUAACCUCAAUCACUACAAGUGAGAACAAAAUAUAUGCUAUACCGCUGGAACUUCAAGCUGCUGCUUAUCAUAAAGAAAUAACAAAAACAACUGCUUAUGCUAAAAUUAAAAACAGUUUGGCAAAAAGACAUCAGAUAAGAAGAGUUUGGAUAACAAUGACGGAAGAACUAAGUAAGAUUUAUAUGGAUGAAGACGGUAAUUUACAGUUUGGAAAUCAGUAUUUAGAAGAACUGGACCAUCAAGAAAAAAUUGCUGUCUCACAUCAAGAAGGAACGAGUACAUUAGAAAAGUUAUUAGAGAAAUUUAUGGAAAAAACACAGGAAAGUAAACAUCAAAGCUUAAAACAUAUUGCAGAAAAGUUUGUAAUUGAAAAAUUUACAAGCAAAAAUUCAAAUGCAAACCUGUGGAUCGAUACUUUUGAAAAAGAAUGUGAACGUUUCGAAGUAACAACAGAUGAGAAGAAGAUUGAGAUAUUGAGAUUAUUUAUGGACAAGAGUUGUGCAGACUGGUACAGUUCCAUGCUAAUAAGAUUUACAAUGAAUGCAGAAUGGUCAAUGUGGAAAGCAAAAUUUUGUGAAACAUUUACAAACAAAGGAUGGAACCCAGUAACAUAUGCACUAUUAUUUAAAUAUAAAGAUGGAUCAUUGUUGGAUUAUGCUAUAAGGAAAGAAAAACUUUUACUGGAUAUGAGAAGAACAAUAGAUACUGGUACCUUGGUGGAUCUUAUUGCAACUGGUUUACCAGAAUUUAUACUAAAUAAGAUUAAUAGAGAAGCAAUUAAAGACACCAUUGAUUUAUUCAAUGAGGUAAGCAAGUAUGAAAACAUGAUAAAUAAACAGAGUUAUGUUGUAAAAAGAAGGUAUGGAUAUGCCAGCCAAAGCCAAAAUCUAGCAGAGAAAAUUGAGGAGAAAAAAGCAUGUAAAAUAUGUGAGAAACUUAACAAAGGCACACGUUAUCAUCCUGAAGCUAUAUGUUGGUUUAAAACAAGAGAAAAUGAAAAGAUGAAAAAGAACUUCAUUAAACACGUAAACAAUUCGGUGAUAGAAGCGGAAUUAAAUGAAACUGAACAAAAAAACGAAUAAUAACACCAUUAAUUAAAAUCAAACUGCUAUUAGAAGAUAAAUUAGAAAUAUAUGGAAUUUACGAUUCAGGCUCAAACGUUUCUCUCAUAAAUUCCAAGUUAUUGAAAUUAAAACGAACAGAAAAUAAUUUAAACAUAGCGGAUUUAGUAACGAUUAAUGGUGUUAAAAAGACAAGUGGCUUGACGAAAUUAAAAAUAAAAAUAUUUGAGGUAGAAGAAACAGUUGAUGUAUAUAUUAUCGAAGAACAAAAUUUCAAAUAUGAUUUUUUGAUAGGAUUGGACAUGAUAAAAAUGUUUAAACUGACCCAAAAUGAAGACUUAAAAAUUACCCAGAAACAGUACCAAAAGGACCAAAACGAAAACGAAGCGGAAGAAAAACAUACGAAAAUAGAAACAGUACAUACAGAAAUUAAAAAUCUGGAAAAUAAAAACAAGUCAAUAAAGGAGUACAGAAUAAAUUUUAAUGAACAUUUUAAAGAAGAAGAUUUUGAAAUAAAAAUAAGACAUUUAAAUGGACAUCAAAAAGCAGAA
Molecule: messenger RNA, 1964 nt
Organism: Pectinophora gossypiella (pink bollworm)
Lineage: Eukaryota; Metazoa; Arthropoda; Insecta; Lepidoptera; Gelechiidae
Exons: 2
Coding region: 286-1434 (382 amino acids)
Source: RefSeq, a predicted model, not a curated record